GCGGAUGGGCGGUGCCACCUCACGGAGCGGUGCGCGACUUCCUCACGCUCCGCCAGGCUCCCGGCGGCGGGACCGUGGAGGCCGACGUUCCGCGGGGCUGCGAGUCUUCCGGGAGUGCGAGCCAGGAAUCGCCAACUCACCACUAUGAAGAUGGAACCGGAUCGUCCCCAGAGAUUGUUUCUGGUCUAACAGUUGUUCAUCCGGAUUGGAAACCUUCGUCCUGCUGGUCUUGGCGGUCUCCUCAUUCAUGUCCCAGCUUACAUCUCACGGUCUCUGGGAUUCCCUCCAUAACUGAUGCAGAAAUGAACACAGAAGCAGAGCAACAGCUGCUCCAUCAUGCCAGAAAUGGCAAUGCUGAAGAGGUGAGACAGCUGCUAGAAACCAUGGGAAGGAACGAGAUCAUUGCUGACAUUAAUUGCAAAGGGAGAAGUAAGUCUAAUUUGGGUUGGACACCUCUUCAUCUGGCAUGCUAUUUUGGACAUAGACAAGUGGUCCAGGAUCUCUUAAAGGCUGGUGCAGAAGUAAAUGUAUUAAAUGACAUGGGAGACACGCCACUUCAUCGUGCUGCCUUUACAGGACGAAAGGAGUUGGUAAUGCUUCUUUUGGAAUAUGAUGCUGAUACAACUGUAGUUAAUGGAAAUGGACAGACAGCAAAAGAAGUGACUCAUGACAAAGAAAUCAGAAGCAUGCUUGAAGCUGUAGAAAGGACUCAACAAAGAAAGCUUGAAGAAUUACUUUUAGCAGCAGCAAGAGAAGGCAAAACAGCAGAUCUCACAGCUCUGCUCAACAGGCCAAACCCUCCUGAUGUUAACUGUUCGGAUCAGUUAGGAAAUACACCCUUGCACUGUGCUGCUUACCGGGCUCAUAAGCAGUGUGCCUUAAAGCUUCUCAAAAGUGGAGCCGACCCUAAUCUGAAGAAUAAAAACGAUCAGAAACCCCUUGACCUUGCCCAGGGUGCUGAAAUGAAACACAUUCUUGUUGGUAAUAAGGUCAUCUACAAAGCAUUGAAACGAUAUGAAGGCCCUCUCUGGAAGAGUUCAAGAUUUUUUGGCUGGAGAUUAUUCUGGGUAGUGUUAGAACACGGAGUCCUUUCAUGGUACAGGAAACAGCCUGAUGCAGUCCAUAAUAUUUAUCGCCAGGGAUGCAAACACCUAACUCAAGCAGUGUGCACGGUAAAAUCUACUGAUAGCUGCCUCUUCUUUAUUAAAUGCUUCGAUGACACUAUUCAUGGCUUCAGGGUUCCUAAGAAUAGCCUUCAACAGACAAGAGAGGACUGGCUGGAAGCAAUAGAAGAGCAUUCUGCUUACAGCACUCACUACUGUUCCCAGGACCAGCUGACUGAUGAUGAAGAGGAGGAUGCCGUUUCUGCUGUGGACUUGAAGGAAUCCUUGGAGAAAGCACAGACAUGCCAACAGAGACUAGAUAGGGAAAUUUCCAACUUUCUCAAAAUGAUUAAGGAGUGUGACAUGGCUAAAGAAAUGCUUCCACCAUUACUUCAGAAGGUUGAAGUUGUCUCUGAAGCUUCUAGAGAAACUUGUGUAGCUUUGAGUGAUUGCCUUAAUCUCUUCACUAAACAAGAAGGGGUGAGGAAUUUUAAAUUGGAACAGGAGCAAGAAAAAAACAAAAUUUUGUCAGAAGCGCUGGAGACGCUAGCCACGGAACACCAUGAACUAGAGCAGUCCCUGGUUAAAGGCUCCCCACCUGUCAGCAUCCUUAGUGAGGAAGAGUUCUAUGAUGCACUGUCAGAUUCCGAGUCCGAACGGACCCUGAGUAGAUUGGAAGCUGUGACCGCACACUCCUUUGAAGAGGAAAGAGAACACCUGAGCAGCGGAAAGCACAGAAUGUCCGAAGGAAAAGACUGUGGUGGUGGAGAUGCUCUCUCCAAUGGCAUCAAAAAACACAGAACAAGCUUGCCUUCCCCUAUGUUUUCCAGAAAUGACUUCAGUAUCUGGAGCAUCCUCAGAAAAUGCAUUGGAAUGGAACUCUCCAAGAUCACCAUGCCAGUUAUAUUUAAUGAGCCUUUGAGCUUCCUUCAGCGACUCACUGAGUAUAUGGAGCACACAUACCUCAUCCACAAGGCCAGUUCUCUUGCUGAUCCUGUGGAAAGGAUGCAGUGUGUGGCUGCAUUCGCUGUGUCCGCUGUUGCUUCUCAGUGGGAACGCACUGGAAAGCCUUUCAACCCACUUCUGGGAGAGACUUACGAGUUAGUUCGAGAUGACCUUGGUUUCAGACUCAUCUCCGAGCAGGUCAGCCAUCACCCACCUAUUAGUGCAUUUCAUGCUGAAGGAUUAAACAAUGAUUUCAUCUUUCAUGGCUCAAUUUAUCCCAAACUGAAGUUCUGGGGGAAGAGUGUAGAAGCGGAACCCAAAGGAACCAUCACGUUGGAGCUCCUUGAACACAAUGAGGCAUACACGUGGACAAAUCCCACCUGCUGUGUCCAUAAUAUCAUUGUGGGCAAACUCUGGAUUGAGCAGUACGGCAACGUGGAGAUCACAAAUCACAAGACUGGGGACAAGUGUGUGUUGAAUUUUAAGCCGUGCGGCCUUUUUGGUAAGGAAUUACAUAAAGUUGAAGGCUUCAUUCAAGAUAAAAGCAAAAAGAAGCUCUGUGCCCUCUAUGGGAAGUGGACAGAAUGUCUGUACAGUGUUGACCCCGCCACAUUUGACGCUUACAAAAAAAAUGACAAGAAAAAUACCGAAGAGAAGAAGAACAGCAAACAGAUGAGCACUUCUGAGGAGUCGGAUGAAAUGCCAGUGCCAGAUUCUGAGAGUGUGUUUGUCAUCCCUGGAAGCGUCCUCCUGUGGCGAAUAGCCCCGCGGCCUCCGAACUCUGCCCAGAUGUAUAACUUCACUAGCUUUGCAAUGGUUCUGAAUGAAGUAGACAAGGAAAUGGAGAGUGUGAUUCCUAAGACGGACUGCAGGCUACGGCCUGACAUCAGAGCCAUGGAAAAUGGAGAAAUAGAUCAAGCUAGUGAGGAAAAAAAGCGACUUGAGGAGAAGCAGAGAGCGGCCCGCAAGAACAGGUCCAAGUCGGAGGAGGACUGGAAGACGAGGUGGUUCCAUCAGGGUCCUAAUCCCUACAGCGGAGCCCAGGACUGGAUUUACUCGGGCAGCUACUGGGACAGAAACUACUUCAAUUUGCCUGACAUUUAUUAAAGUGUAGACAAGUUGGGGGCAUUUGGCUAAUCUACAAAUAAGUCUUAAACCUAUGUUUUAAAAUUUUUCUUCCUUGGUUUCUACUCAUCUUAAAAGACAAAGCCGUCUCAUGAUAACUUGCAUUUCACCCAACCAAAGUAGGGCAUGAGGUGAUCUCGGCGAUGAAAGUCUUAGGAAAAAUGGGUAAUUUUGCUAUCCAAACACACUUAUUUGGAAUACUGUUUUAUACGGAGGUUUGGGAAACUGCUGACUAUGCUUUUGAUGGUUGCUGUUGCCAUAUUUACUGAAGGUUUAUACCUAAAUGUAACUUUAGCUUUAUGGAAUUAUAUAGUAACCCAAAUCAAGUUAUUUUGAAUAUUUUUAUGCUGUUAUGCUUGAAUGUUUUAGAUGUAACUUUGAAAUGUUUAAUAUUCUCCUAUACAACGUUUAUGUGCUCAAAUAUAGAGAAAGGGUGUCAUUUUGCAAAGACCACAUUGAAAAGAUGGCCUUUCUUCAUACUAAGCCUCUCAGUUUUACCCCUUCCCACUUCUAAAAGAAAAAAAAAAAUGCCUGAACGUUCAGAUAGUCCUGAUUUGGAAAUUCUAAGCUGGAAAAGGUAUUUCAUUUGCUUAUUUUAGCACUCUGAAUUUACUUUUACAGUUUUCUCUAAUGUUACUAGAAUUAAAAGGUGUUUAAAUUGUACAUGUUCAAAUUGAAAAUAUGUAUAAAACCUAGCAAUUCAUAAAAAUACCCUAGAAUAGAGAUUUUAAUCACCGAUUACAUAAUGACAAACCUUUUUAAAUGCUUCAACUCCCAGUGGCAGAUGCCACCAGAAGAAUUCAGUUGUACUCCUGUAUUAUAAAUGUCAAACUCUAUAAUAAGAGGUCUCGUGCACUUCAAGUUUGCAAGGCACCUGCGUACUUAAGAUACGUACGGAGACCUACUGUACAGUAGCUUUGCCCCUUUAAUUGGGGUACAUUAAUCUUACGGUAUUUAUCCACCCAACCCCAGACUGAGAUACUGUUCCAGGGGACCUUAGGUAGCUGCCAGUAAGUUAUUUUAAUGGCUGUCUUGAAGUUAACAAGUGUUAUAAUGAAAUAAUCCACCUGAUGCUAAAUAAAGGCUUUAGAAUGUUCAAAACAA
Messenger RNA from Camelus dromedarius (Arabian camel), 4277 nucleotides. RefSeq names its product oxysterol binding protein like 1A (gene OSBPL1A). Gene Ontology annotation, cellular component: intracellular membrane-bounded organelle; perinuclear endoplasmic reticulum; cytosol. The record is from RefSeq and is a predicted model, not a curated record. Gene Ontology annotation, molecular function: protein binding; cholesterol binding. NCBI's taxonomy places the organism in Eukaryota, Metazoa, Chordata, Mammalia, Artiodactyla, Camelidae. Bases 303 to 3155 code for a protein of 950 amino acids. The transcript has 29 exons.